UCUUAUCGGCACACCUUGUCACCACUGCGGCUUACCGGAACGUUUCUCUGCGUCUCGCCUUUCACCGUCAAACAUCCAGCCAUGAAGUCUUUCGUCUUUAUCUUGGCCGUUCUCGUCGGGGCAGUUGUCGCAAAACCGAAGACGAUCUCUCCUGAUGACCUGAAGCAACAGAACAAGGACAUCUCGUCUAAAGAGUACCUUAAACGGGUCUUCCAGCACUCUGUGGUCUCUUACGUCGGAAGUGACGCCCAGGACAUCGUCGAGAAGCUACAAGAUCUUGGACUUCAUGAGGCAGCGACCAUCGCCAAGCAGGUAGAUCUGAAGCAGAUCAUCCGAGACAACGGCAUUCCACCCAUCACGUUGUGCAUGCCCAGUGACAAGGCUGUCGAGAAAUGGAGGCAGGAGCUCCCCGAAAGACAGAUGCCAGAGAGGGAGAUCUUGAAGAAUCUGGUCAAGGCUUGGAUCAUUCCAAAAAGGGUCAUGUCAUCCGAGGUCACAAAUAACCAGAAGAUUGAGAGCUUGAAUGGCGCUAAACUGAGAUUCAACAUCUACAGAGACAGAGAUGACGUCAAGGUUAUCACCAUUAACGGGGCUCGCAUCGUUGACGCCGAUAGGGAAUUCACCAAAGAAGUCAUCCAGGUAGUCGACAAGGUUAUAUAUCCACUUCCGAUUGGUAACGUCAUCGAAGCCUUGAAUGGUAAUAAAGCCUUCUCCGUCAUAGUCGAUCUCCUGAAGCAAGCCGGAAUCGUACAAGAACUCGAAUCUGAUCCCAUCACGGUUAUUGUACCAACUAACGACGCCUUCCAAGCUCUCCCAUCCGGUGUCCUAGACGACCUCAAACGCGACACCGACAAACUCCGUAACCUGCUUAGAUACCACGUGAUCUCUGACGUCAGAUAUUCUAUCUCCUUGACGUCUGGACAGCGCAUUCGUGCUUCACAGGGGGAUGAAAUUUCGGUCUACAGAAGUACAAAUGACCAAAUUGUACUGAACGUGCAGAAUGAGCAGUCGGAAUCUCCAAUUGUGAUCUCACGGGAUAUCCCUACCACCAACGGAGUCAUCCAAGUAGUCGACCGGGUUCUUCUCCCGCCUGAAAAACACUACGUUCUUGUUUAACCAGAUCAGACUGCUGAUACGCACAUUCAAUAUUGAUUGAAUACUUUUGCAUUUCAAUUAAAUUCUCUUCUAUCCAUAAAAAUAAUAAGAAUAUUUUGUUUUCAAUAGUCUGUACUUUGCAUUAAUGAUUAUACGAAGUGAGGGUGAUGAGAGUAAUGUUAAGAACUAGAGCAAAAGUUAGCGAAUAUAGAAAAAACGGAUGUGUGUGUUUUGAUCCUUUUGAUACGGG
Lytechinus variegatus (green sea urchin) is the source of this 1345-nucleotide messenger RNA. Its product is annotated as transforming growth factor-beta-induced protein ig-h3-like. Lineage: Eukaryota; Metazoa; Echinodermata; Echinoidea; Temnopleuroida; Toxopneustidae. Gene Ontology annotation, cellular component: extracellular matrix. The transcript has 5 exons. Bases 82 to 1116 code for a protein of 344 amino acids. Gene Ontology annotation, molecular function: cell adhesion molecule binding. The record is from RefSeq and is a predicted model, not a curated record. Gene Ontology annotation, biological process: extracellular matrix organization; cell adhesion.